GGAGUCAAAAUCAAGGUUUGAUGUCCGGUCUUCAAGGAGGUACACUGGCUGGAUUUCGUGAUCAAGACAACAUGGGGAUUCAAAAUGAGAGUCAAAAUCAAGGUUUGAUAUCCGGUCUUCAAAGAGGUGUACUGGCUGGAUUGCGUGAUCUAGACAACAUGGGGGUAAAACUUUGCAAACAGGAUUUCAAUGGAACCAUCAGACAAAUUGUGGCAAUGGAGGCUAUCAAAAAUAUGCCCUUAUUCAAACAGGUCAAAGAAAGUGAUAUGAGGAAAAUUAUGAACGACUCUGUCAGAUCCCGAAGAGUUUUCAAGGCAGCCCGAGCUCUUAUAGCAGAUGAUGAAGAAAUAGCUCCUAGAGUAGUUGGAGCUACUUUAAUGGGAGCUGCACAGCUAGCAGCCGACUUUGUGAAAAUGAUGCUGACAAGGUACUAAAUAAACAAUAAAGUUUUGAAAACCAA
Macrosteles quadrilineatus (aster leafhopper) is the source of this 460-nucleotide messenger RNA. RefSeq lists its product as uncharacterized. The coding region runs from base 21 to 434 and encodes 137 amino acids. The record is from RefSeq and is a predicted model, not a curated record. The transcript has 2 exons. NCBI's taxonomy places the organism in Eukaryota, Metazoa, Arthropoda, Insecta, Hemiptera, Cicadellidae.